Paracoccidioides brasiliensis Pb18 is the source of this 408-nucleotide messenger RNA. RefSeq lists its product as uncharacterized. The record is from RefSeq and is a predicted model, not a curated record. Gene Ontology annotation, molecular function: catalytic activity. The transcript is spliced from 2 exons. The coding region runs from base 1 to 408 and encodes 135 amino acids.
AUGCCACCCACACCCACACCCGCAUCUCACUUCCACACUCUUAUCUACCCUGGCACCCCCUCCUCGCCGCCACAAACAAAAUCUUCACCCGCCUCCCACCUCCCACAAGAUGACCGCACCAUCGUCAGCGCCGGCCUCUCCAGUGACGGCCGCAUCUUCACAGGACGAAGAUUAAAGAUGCAGAUUGGAGGUGCACCAGCAGAGGCACCGCGGCUAAAGCAUGAAGUUGCGGUGGUAGAUAAAGGAAGGGCAGUGCUGGGCCCGAGUGGGAGAUGUAGGCAGGUUUGGAUAGAUUGUUGGCCUGGCAUUAUGGUUGUCUUGCAGAGGGCACGGAUUGAAGGAGGGGAGGGAAGAUGUUGGGGAUUAAGAGAGUUGAUACAUGUGUAUUUGGUUGAGGGCAGCAAAUGA